ACUGGGCUGCUGCUUGAGAUCUUCAGGCAGUGGUGAGAUCUGCUAAAUCCUGUUUGUCUGUCUGCCUGUCUCUUCCUCGGCCUUGCUCGGAUCUCAUCUGGCUGGCUCCGUCUUGCUGACCUGAUCCAAGAAGGCUCUGUGUUACCACCACCCACCUUUGGCCCACAGAACAAACAGCUAAGGCUCUCUUUCUUUCGUCCUCUCACGAUGCCGACUGUGUGGAGUGAUCUCAUGCUGAUGACGAUGGCGGCGUGGACAUGUGUUGCUGAAGCGAGACCACCCGCACAACAGGUACACACAUCGGUGGCUCGACCCAUUCACCCAUCCACUCAUUUGAUGCUUCGCUCUGGUCCAUGGCUGACUCUUGUGGUCAGGUCUAUGAGCGGGGCCUGCAGGGAUUGUCUGGCGGCACAUCGCUGUCUGCGUCGGAGUAUGAGGCGCUGCUUGGCCUGCUGGGGGGCAAUGACACCACACGACUCACAUCACUCUACCGGUAGAUACACAUCAUGCCAACAGUGCUGGGAUGAUGGGCAGAUUCCGUGUGUGUGUGUGUCUGUAUGUGUGUGUGUAGGACGUCUGUGCACGGCACCACUUAUGACGACCUGCUGGACCGAGUGGGCGACGCAAAGCCUCUCGUGUUUGUUAUCAGGAAGGACAAGUAUGUCUUCGGCGCCUUCAUCAGUGACAGCCUGCGGCUGCCCGACGACCCCACCGCUUGGCACUACUACGACUGUCACAAAUGGUAUUUCUCACUGUCCGGCCACUUCGACAAACCGACCAAGAUCGUUCUCCCGGAAAGCACGACGGUGCCGCCGAGGAUGUGGGUGGCGGGGAGGGAGGAGAAAACGUUGGGUACGAAUGUGCUUAUCGGUGGGCAGCUGUGCCUGGGCUGGGCUAACUCUGGCGGUGGUCCGCCUGCUGCCGAUAUCCGCAGCUGCCUUCAGGUGACCUACCGCAGCAAUGUGCCUGAGGGCUACACAGGAGAGUGGGAUGAGAAUGGCGAUGCGGUGUUGGGCGGAUCUACCGUAUUCAUGGCUGACGAGAUUGAGGUGCUGUCACGUGUGCCGCCAUCAUCAGCGAGGCAGAUGGGUGUGUGGCUGUCGUUCUGUCUGUGGCUCUCGUCAUUCCUGUUUUCCAUGUCCUAUCGCAUGAUGUGAACCCAUGGGCUACUCGUGUUACUUUUCUGGGCGGGUCGAGUUAAUUCAUGGCUAAUGAGAUAGAGGUGCUGCAUGUGGUGCAGUAGGAAGGGAGCGAGGGAGGGAGGGAGGGACAUGUGAUUUCCCCUCUCUAUGGUGCCGUCCACAGAGACAGGCACUGAUACAUCUGCCGUCCUCUGUGCCCCCGUCUGUCUGUCUGUCUGUCUGUCUGUCAUUCAUCUGAGUGUAGCUAAUCUGCCGGCACACUGCUGGUGCCCCUGUGUGUGUGUGCCUGCGUGAGUGUGUGUGUGUGCGGUGGCUGGACCUGUGAGCUUGUCGCUCUUCUGCUAUGGUGUGUGUCUCUGCGAUUGAGUAGAUGACCUUGUGUGUGGUCGACAGGUAAACACGCUGCAAUGGUGUCAUAGCCAGGCGUCGUUGGUGGCGGCGGCGAGUGAAUCGGUGUGGUUGGGUCACCAUGUGUGGACCAUGCCUCUGUGUGUGUGGUUGUGGUGGGGUUUGGGGUGUGUGUAUUGAUUUCUAUGUCAUCUUUGGUACCGAAC
Molecule: messenger RNA, 1696 nt
Organism: Vitrella brassicaformis
Lineage: Eukaryota; Vitrellaceae
Source: the annotation of a GenBank genome assembly